This is a messenger RNA of Thamnophis elegans (Western terrestrial garter snake), 3071 nucleotides long. It is a transcript of the gene FBXO15, whose product is annotated as F-box protein 15. The coding region runs from base 134 to 1717 and encodes 527 amino acids. Gene Ontology annotation, molecular function: protein binding. Lineage: Eukaryota; Metazoa; Chordata; Lepidosauria; Squamata; Natricidae. The record is from RefSeq and is a predicted model, not a curated record. The transcript has 10 exons.
AAGCCAGCGCCUCCCAGGCAAAGCGCGUCCGGGAGUUGACGAAAAGUUUGGGCUUGAGAUCCCGGCCACGAAGAGGCCGGUGCACUUUCGACCCCGUCGGUUUCCAAGGCUUGCCUCCCGCAGGCCCGUCUCUAUGGCAACCGGACGCGGUUGGAUUCUGAGGCAGCACAGCUUAGGCUUCCUGCGCUCGUCGGUUGCCGCCGAGGCUCGGCGGGGAAUUGGCGCCUCACCGCCGCCUCUCUUUAUCCUGCCCGCCGGAGAUAGUUCCAUGGCGGUCACUUCUUCAGCGGGAGACGGUGCUGAGUCAGAAUACUCAUCAAUAAUGCAGCUUUCGAAAAUGAAAGAGAUAUGCAGUUGGCAAUUUAGAAAGCCAAAUAAAUCAAAAUCUGUAAUACAUUUUGAUAGCAUACCGUCAGAAAUACUUCUGAAAAUAUUAUCCUACUUAGAUGUUGCAUCUCUACUGUGUAUUGGCUGUGUGAGCAAGCUUUUUUAUGAUCUAUCCAAUGACAAUGUUAUCUGGUUCAAAAUAUACUCUAAGUCUUUUCUACCUAAAAGAAAAGUAUGGAGAACUAAAUCUGACCAGGAAAAAGACUGCACAUCUCUGAGCUUUCCGGAAUUGCAAGAUGCCAAGUCAAGAUGCUGGAAAAGAGAGUACUUUAUGAAAAAAAUAGCUGCUCAAAGAUCCAGUGUAAUUCAGCUUCUUAAGCCAAUUAACACUUACACUGGUCUUCCACUUAAAACCAAAGAAGCUAUCAAAAUCUCUGCUCUGAGAUGGGUAAUCUUAUUAAAGGAUCAAAAUGGAAAGGAACAUGAAAUGGAUCAGGCUGACAUUUCUUUUAAUGAAACGUCUGUUACUGUAUAUUGGUAUAAUAAAAAAUGGCCUCCCUUAGAUACCUUGUCAACUUUGCAGUUAUUUGGAGUGACCCCAGUACUUUUGGGUGAGGAUAAAGUACAUAAUAAUAAUGGCCCAUGGCAACGUUCUUUAGUUUCUGAAUACAAGGUGGCUAACAUGACUGAAAAUGCAAAAAUGAUUGGUUGUGAUGCACUUGUUGAACUCUACCAUUUUGACCAAGGGUUCAUGCUGGGUCUUUGGAAGAAAGGUGAGAUUGCUUUUGUUAUGGCAAGUCUUCAUUACCACCAGCUCAUUGAAAGAAGCACUUUUGGUUCUGCUACAAUGAGACAUUAUGAAGCCCCUAUUAAGGCUAUUCCAGAUGAUAUUGAUCCUGAGUAUGGCCUGCAUGGCUAUCAGCUGCAUAUUGACUUACAGAGUAGAGGAAAUAAUUAUAUAUGUAGUACAUUUCGCAGUUUGUUUUGUAAAAAAGAAUAUAUUAGAAAUGGAUAUCUCAGGCUUACAGUAAUCAGUUACAAAAAGGAAGCUCAACAUCUUCCUCUUGAUGGAAACAUUGGAUUGUUUUGGAGGACAGAUGCAUUUGAAGGCAUUAUCAAGAAUUGUUUCAUUAUGGAUCUGACUCUUCUGGAUGAUUCACAAAAAACAUUUUGGUGCAUUAGUGUUCCAGUGGACAUGAAAUUAUCAGUCAAAAAAUAUACUCUCUAUCAGUUUCUGGGACCUUGUUAUUGUAUGAAUUAUAAGGAUUCAACUGGAAAAGUGUACAUGGAAUUAAUAUGGAUGGAAGAAACAAAUGAGUACCUUAUAGUCAAUCUAGUCAUUUAUUUGAGCACCCAGAAAGUUAAUAGUCGUUUUGGCACAAAUUACUGAAUUUUUUUUUUAGCAGUACUGAUUUUCUUAAGAAUAAUUCUUUUUUUAAUUAUUUUUCUCCCUAAAAUAUGUGUUAUAAAUGCCCAUUGUAAAAAAAUUGGUUUUCUUCAUUGUGUUUGACUAAAAAGAAAAGCUUUUAUUUUGGGGAUAGUCUUAUAGUUUGAUUAUUUAUAGUUGUAAAAUAAAUGGUGCUCUCUCUUUGAGUUAUUGUUUGAAAAAAUUCCACAUUGCAUUAAAAACAUUACACACGUGUUAGGGAAAAUUUCUAGAUUUUGAAGCCAUAUGAGGGAAAUUAAUAUGACUGUGUUUAAACAAACCAAGUAUUCUGGUAUGUAUGCCUGUAUAUACUGAUUUAUUCAUUUAGAGUUUAAAAUUAAUUGCUGGAUAAAAUAGCUAAUACCAAUUGUUCUAUUUGUCCUUAUAGCACACAAUUUAAGAAAUGGUUCCCUAUGAAAAUUUUAUUUGGAAAAUAAUACCUAUAGAAGGUUAUGAAGCAAAAUAUAAUAAACUUUGAAUGCUAUAUUAUGUAUAGAGGGAGUAUGUUUAUAUAUAAAUCUCUCUUCUAUGACAUUUAUUUGUUAGAUUUAUAGCUUUUGUUUUGUAUUGGAGUUCAGCUCUUUGUGUAUUGUGUGAUAAUAGGUUUGAUGGAAGCAGACGUUGAAACCAUAGGGAAUCUCAUUCUAUGUUAUAUUCCACAUAAAGAAGUGAGAUAUGCUGUAUAACAGUGUGGAGAAGGAAAAGCUGGCUUCCAAUAAGCAAAGUGGGAGAAUGCACUUAAUGACUGAAAGAUUCAAUUAACAAUUAACAACCAUGGCAAAAAAGGUUUUAAAAUCAUGUGGGACUCAUUUAACAACCAUCAUGCUUAGCAAUGGAAAUUCUGGUCCCAGUUGUCAUAAAGUCAGGGACUACAUGUAUUAUAUAAAAGUCAAUUUGUUCCUUAUUUCUCCGUUUACCAAGUUUCUAUGUUAUCUUCUAUCUUCCCCCCAUUCCAUUAUGUUAACUUACAGACUUAAAAAAAACUAAACUAAAAAGAUAACUUCAACACCAAAAAGAUACAGCACACACCAUUUCCUUUUCCUGUUUGUCUUUAUCAUGACAACCUUAUGAAGUAGGUUGUGCUGAGAGAGAAAGUUCAAAAUCAUUAGGACGUUUUUGUGGCUGAAGCUAAACAAGGUCCUGGGUCUUUGUAUGGUUAGUUCAACCCUUUAAACUUUGAUUUAUGAAAAUAGAAAUGUUCAAAGCUACUGCUUUUGGGAAUCCCAACAGAGCAGUUGUUUUCACUGUAAUUCCCUGUCGAAAGAGAAAGGAUGAUCUUGCUUAGGGCGGAGAAGUAUACCUUAGGCUUUAAUUGUUA